GAGAGCGACAAGCGAGUCAGCAACACAUAGAAAACGGUAAAUCACAAGGCGAAUGUGCUAAACGAAGCUGUGACCGCAAGGAUUUUUAUAGCAUCGCUAGGGCGCUUGCGACAGCACGAAAUUAGUUACAGAAAACUGACGCUACGCAGUAGAUCUAGUGCUGACAGCCAGUGUGUAUAUACUUGCUUAAAAAGAUUAGCAAAUAGGAAACAUCAAUAAUUCCGAGUACAUAUUAAAAGUGAAUACAGACGCCAUGUCGCAAAAAUCUAUACCAGCGGCGCAUACUUUCGAAAAUGAUAAUAAUUACUACCAAAUCAGCGAUGAAGAUCUCGAAGACUGCGAUGAUCUCAACGAUGACUGCCUACUAGAAGAAGUGGUAGAGGGUAGCAAUGGAAACAGCAUCACAAUCGGUGGACGUGGCCCCUAUGAACGUGCUUGGACCUCCGAAGCAACGCGUGCGCUCAUACACAUACGCGGACCGAUGCAAGGCAUGUUCACGGAGGGACGUCAAAAGCGUACAGCGCUUUGGUUACACUGUACGCGACAGCUACAGAAAUUGGGUUUCCGUUAUAGCGCUGCGAAGGUACAAAAGAAAUGGCACAAUAUAUUGAUUACGUACAGCAAGAAUUUGCCGAAGAAAAAGUCCAGUGGCUAUGUACAUUGGGAGUUCUUCGAGGAGAUGCAUAAAUACUUAAAGGAUAAGCAAGUAGAUAUAUAUGAUUUUCAAAUGCAAUCGACCCCAUAUACGAAAUCAGCUAUACAACAACAACAACAACAGAAGCAACAACUACCGCAAACUGCAGCCUUUCGUGAGCUCAAACAAGCGCCCGCACUCACGAAUGAACUGAUGGCACAAUUCGACGGCAAUCAACUCUCGUUGCUGGCUAACACCGCCGAAACGAAUUUGGACAAAUCCAAUGAUGAGUUCGACGAGGAUUCGACCAUAAUGUCGGAGUUGAAACAACCAAAAAUGGAAUUUAAUGACAGCGAAUUGCCAUUGGAAAUAUCACAUGCAAACGGUUACGAUCAUAGCGGUAAUAAGUGCGACAACGCCCAUUUUCCGUCUGUCGUCAAUGCGGCGCAGGACGAUGGUGUCUGGUGGAAGGACUAUUUCGAGCGCAAACUGGAUGUGGAACGUGAAAAAAUCCAAUGUCAAAAGGAGUUGCAUCGCGAACAAAUGCAAUUCCAAAAGACGACCGCACUGCAACAAGAGAAAAUCGAGCGCUUGAAGAUCGAUGCAAUCAACAAUUUGACGGCGACGCUGCAGAAGCUGGUGGAGACGAAGAAUCGCAAAGCGUAGUGGACUGUGAAAUGAUGAAUUUUCAUUAAUUUUUCAUUGUUUUAGGUUAGUUAAGUUAAGCCUUUGAUCAUUAGUCGAAAAGGCUUAAUAGGAGUUACGAUUUAUUUGAGUUCAUGCCUCUGGUAUAUUUGUGGAACAUACAUUUUUAUUUCAUAUACAUAUAUAUUUUCGGUGAAGUUUCAUACAUUGUUAUUAAAAAGUUUGACCUUAGAAGUCAUAAUAUUUUAUUUUGGGAACAUGAAUAAAUAUUUAAAUUGUAUUUCUCAUAACAACCCACAUUCGAGUUAACUUAGUUUGCCUGGAGGCCAUUUUUGUUUGUGUACAUAAUCUUAGAUAUAUUAUUAAAUGUAAUAAUUUUUAAAACCUGAAUAUAAAAUAACGAGUACAACUUUA
Molecule: messenger RNA, 1693 nt
Organism: Bactrocera oleae (olive fruit fly)
Lineage: Eukaryota; Metazoa; Arthropoda; Insecta; Diptera; Tephritidae
Source: RefSeq, a predicted model, not a curated record